Molecule: messenger RNA, 831 nt
Organism: Phycomyces blakesleeanus NRRL 1555(-)
Lineage: Eukaryota; Fungi; Mucoromycota; Mucoromycetes; Mucorales; Phycomycetaceae
Exons: 6
Coding region: 1-831 (276 amino acids)
Source: RefSeq, a predicted model, not a curated record
AUGACGUCAUCAAAACUGAUGGACGCCGGACUAGCAAUCGACAAAUUGGGGGCUCGAAUCCCUCGGUCGGGCAUUUUUUCCAAUUUUUCACAAAAACCCAGAAAUUUCGGCCUAACAGUGGUACAAAUAGCAGGGUUUAGACUACCGGUCUUAAGCAAAGACAAGCCAGGCCUACAAGGUCCAUUCCAAUCUCCUUCCCUUUUUUCUGUAGUCAGCCACAGUCCGCAAUACCACAGUAUUUUUAAGCAUUGUUUGGAAGCUUUCAGUGUUAUAUGGGAAGCUCACUUCCAACCUAUAUUUAAAGAAGUUCCCAUUGUCAACAACCAAUCCUUUAAGCUCAAGGGCGAGAAAUUGUUGAUUGCAGUUGCAGCAGCAGCAACAGCAGCAGCAACAGAAAAGAAAUUAAACACAACCCGACUGAUAGCUCAGUUGUUAGGACGCCGGACUAGCAAUCGACAAAUUGGGGGCUCGAAUCCCUCGGUCGGGCAUUUUUUCCAAUUUUUCACAAAAACCCAGAAAUUUCGGCCUAACAGUGUCAGCCACAGUCCGCAAUACCACAGUAUUUUUAAGCAUUGUUCGGAAGCCCUCAGUGUUAUCUGGGAGGCUCACUUCCAAAAUAUAUUUAAAGAAGUUCCCAUUGUCAACAAUCGAGUUGCUGCAAUUUCCUUUAAGCUUAAGGGCGAGAAAUUGUUGAUUGUAGUUGCAGCAGAAGCAGCAGCAGAAGCAGCAGCAGAAGCAGCAGAAGCAGCAGAAAAGAAAUUGAACGUUAAACCAAGAGUAGCUCGACAUUGGGUGAAGGAGUGUGACGAAGAUCCAAAAAGUAUUUUUUGA